AAAAAAACGGAAAAGUCAUGAAAUGAAAACAGCUGCAAGCUUAAAUAAAAUACUUUUCUAAUUUCUUGUAAUAAGCAUUAAUUUACUAUGAAUUCAGGAAAUUGGUUUCUGAUCAAAAGCUUGUGUGAUUUAUCUUUUCGACAGUGUAGAGGAUGGCGGAUACCGCCACGUCGGCUUUAUGCGAACGCUACAAGUUUUCCAGAUUAUUUUAAAAAUCCGAUAUUUAGGAAAGAACAGCAAGGAAAACUAAUUGAGAGCGGCGAAUUAUCAAAACUUGCAGCUGUACCUGUAAAACCCCCCGCCACAUACGAGACUUGCUCGGUGUAUCAUGACCCUCUUGUAAAUAAAGUAAUUAACCAUGUUAUGGAAAUGGGCAAGAAGCAGUUAGCUCGCAGUCUAGUUGAAAAAUCUUUUGAAAAUAUAAAAAGGACACAGAUUGAACGCUAUCAUCUAGCUCCAACUCCAGAAGAAAAAAAUAAAAUUGAACUGAAUCCAAAAAUAAUUUUGCAUAAAGCAGUUGAAAACUGUAAACCAUUAUUGCAACUUUCUCCUAUUAAGAGGGGUGGUAUCACAUACCAGGUGCCUGGACCUAUAACUGAGAAAAGAUCUUUAUUUUUGGCUAUAAAAUGGUUAUUAGAUGCUACAAAUGAUAAAGACAGGACUGUCCAUUUUCCAGAACAGUUUGCGUGGGAGCUGCUAGAUGCUGCAAAUAAUACUGGAAAAGUAGUGAAACGCAAACAAGAUUUACAUCGCCAGUGUGAAGCAAAUAGAGCAUAUGCUCAUUAUCGGUGGCAGUAGUUCCCACAUGAAACUGAAAUUUAAUAAUUAAUAGAGUCAUGUAUAAUGUACAUGGCUGUAUAUAAUAGGAAGAAUUUUAUUAAAUAAUAAUAAAAAAUAGGUUUUGAAGCAGGA
Messenger RNA from Chilo suppressalis (striped riceborer), 912 nucleotides. NCBI's taxonomy places the organism in Eukaryota, Metazoa, Arthropoda, Insecta, Lepidoptera, Crambidae. The record is from the annotation of a GenBank genome assembly.